AUGGUGGUGGUGGUUGAAGCGAGUCUCCCCUCGCCCGAAGAAGAUCUUCUAUUUAUUUAUUGGCACUCUUUAUUUUUAACCUCUUAUAGAUGGUUUCAUCCAAAUAUUACUGGGGUGGAGGCAGAAAACCUACUGUUAACAAGAGGAGUGGAUGGCAGUUUUUUGGCACGGCCCAGCAAAAGUAACCCAGGAGACUUUACGCUGUCUGUUAGACGAACUGGAGCUGUCACCCACAUCAAGAUCCAGAACACAGGAGACUACUAUGACCUCUAUGGAGGAGAGAAGUUUGCUACGUUGGCUGAGUUAGUCCAGUAUUAUAUGGAACAUCACGGACAGCUCAAGGAAAAGAAUGGAGAUGUUAUAGAGUUGAAAUAUCCACUGAACUGUGCUGAUCCUACAUCUGAAAGGUGGUUUCACGGGCAUCUCUCUGGAAGAGAAGCUGAAAAACUAUUAACAGAAAAAGGAAAACAUGGAAGCUUUCUUGUGCGUGAGAGUCAAAGCCACCCUGGGGACUUUGUUCUUUCUGUCCGGACAGGAGAUGAUAAAGGAGAGAGUAAUGAUGGGAAAUCUAAAGUGACACAUGUCAUGAUUCACUGCCAGGAUCUAAAAUACGAUGUUGGUGGAGGGGAGAAAUUUGACUCUCUGACAGAUCUAGUGGAACAUUACAAGAAGAACCCUAUGGUAGAAACUUUGGGCACAGUAUUGCAACUCAAGCAGCCUCUGAAUACUACCCGUAUUAAUGCUGCAGAGAUUGAAAGCAGAGUGCGAGAGCUAAGCAAGCUAGCAGAGACUACAGAUAAAGUCAAGCAGGGCUUCUGGGAAGAAUUUGAGACUUUACAGCAGCAAGAAUGCAAACUUCUCUAUAGUCGUAAAGAAGGUCAGCGUCAAGAAAACAAAAACAAAAAUAGAUACAAAAACAUUUUACCCUUUGAUCAUACCAGAGUUGUUCUACAUGAUGGUGAUCCAAAUGAACCCGUUUCAGACUAUAUCAAUGCAAAUAUUAUUAUGCCUGAGUUUGAAACCAAGUGCAACAACUCAAAGCCAAAAAAAAGCUACAUUGCUACUCAAGGGUGCCUACAGAAUACAGUGAAUGAUUUUUGGAGGAUGGUGUUCCAGGAGAAUUCUCGAGUUAUUGUUAUGACAACAAAAGAAGUUGAAAGAGGAAAGAGUAAGUGCGUCAAGUACUGGCCUGAUGAAUAUUCCCUAAAGGAGUAUGGUGUUAUGCGUGUUAGGAAUGUUAAAGAGAGUGCAGCACACGAUUACACACUAAGAGAACUUAAGCUUUCUAAAGUUGGGCAAGGGAACACAGAGAGAACAGUCUGGCAGUAUCACUUCAGAACUUGGCCUGAUCAUGGAGUCCCAAGUGACCCUGGUGGUGUACUCGACUUUCUAGAGGAGGUGCACCAUAAGCAGGAGAGCAUUUCUGAUGCGGGACCAGUCGUGGUCCACUGCAGUGCUGGGAUUGGGCGAACAGGAACUUUCAUUGUGAUUGAUAUUCUUAUUGACAUAAUCAGAGAAAAAGGUGUGGACUGUGAUAUUGAUGUUCCAAAGACCAUUCAGAUGGUGAGAUCGCAACGGUCAGGAAUGGUUCAGACAGAAGCACAGUACAGAUUUAUUUACAUGGCAGUACAGCACUACAUUGAAACGCUACAGCGCAGAAUUGAAGAGGAGCAGAAGAGUAAGAGAAAAGGUCACGAAUACACAAACAUUAAAUAUUCUUUAUCGGACCAGACAAGUGGCGAUCAGAGCCCUCUUCCACCCUGUACCCCAACCCCAACGUGUCCAGAAAUGAGAGAAGAUAGCGCUAGAGUAUAUGAAAACGUGGGGCUGAUGCAACAGCAGAAAAGUUUCAGAUGAGAAGAUGUACAGAGACUUCCAUGCAAAGGCAGAAAUGAAUAUGGUUUUUAAAAAGGUCAAGAAAGAGGCGGAAGAAGCUUCACAUGAACGGUGGACUCUGAGGGCUUGGUACCUUUUUAUUUACGGUUUUAAUCCUUCAACAGUAGGCAAAACUUAAGACCAUCUACAGAUUGUUUAUAUCUCUCUUCUCCAAUACCUGAUUUACAAUUGCUCAUUUUCCAAAUAAAAGGAAAUCGUUUCUACAAGGUAGGCAACUACUUUGUGGAGUCAGUUUUGAAUCCAGCAACCUAUUGGACUGUCAUCCAUUUGUUUUUUAAAUAGUAUUUUUG
Molecule: messenger RNA, 2186 nt
Organism: Charadrius vociferus (killdeer)
Lineage: Eukaryota; Metazoa; Chordata; Aves; Charadriiformes; Charadriidae
Gene: PTPN11
Product: protein tyrosine phosphatase, non-receptor type 11
Exons: 16
Coding region: 1-1857 (618 amino acids)
Biological process (GO): protein dephosphorylation
Molecular function (GO): protein tyrosine phosphatase activity
Source: RefSeq, a predicted model, not a curated record